GAGGCCCCGCCCCCUCCCCCGGCCCGGGUGAUUGACGGCUCCGCUUCCUCGUUGUCUGCGGCGCCCGCCGCUGAUGCUGGAGGAAGAAGCCGGCAGUGGCGAAAAACAACGAGCACCAUCCUCGGAUCGACCCGGCACACAGACAUCGUCCGACCGCCAGCUUCCCCCCCCCCCCCCUCCUCCAUCCCUCUCGCUCGGGACACAGCGACUGCAAUUUGAACGCCCGCCCCCGGCCAGAGUGCGCCUUCAGCCGGCCGCAGCGCGUAGGAAAGACCGCGGAUCCAGCGGUAUUAUCUUCUUGAUCCGGACUGAAGGGGAUGACCGAGAUGAAUGCGUUGGAAUCGAUGAUGGAGAUGGGCUUCUCCCACAACAGAGCGGAAAGGGCGUUGGCAUUGUCAGGGAAUCAAGGAAUUGAGAAAGCAAUGGACUGGUUAAUGGAGCACGAAGAUGACCCCAAUCUGGACGAACCCUACAUUCCACCACAGGGCGAUGUCCUGGGCACCGUGGAGAGAUCGGGCACCGUGGAGAGAUCGGGCACCGUGGAGAGAUCGGAAGCCGAGGAGGCAGAGUUAACCUUCCAAGAGAAUUCCAACCAGAUCCAACAGAACGCAUCGCUAUCGGAGGAGGAGAAGAAGGAACAGCUACGAAGGCUGGAGGAGCUGAUGAAGCAGCGGCAACUGGAGCGGGAGGAGCGGGAGAAGCAGGACGAGGUGAACCGGGAGAAACAGCGGCGGAAGCAAGGCCAGGAGCUCUCGCUCAUCCGCCAGAAGCUGCAGGAGGAGGAGAUGAAGAAGAUCGCCGAGGACAGGCGCAAGGAGAAGCAAGAGGACAUCCGGGCCAAGCAGAGAGUUCGAGAAAAGAUCGAGAGAGACAAGGCUGAGAGAGCACUGAAGUUUGGCGGAGGUCCCGUGGCCACAGUCUCUCCACCGCAGCCAACGCCAGUGCUCCCUCAGUCUAGCCAAGCACCAUUGGCCAAGAGGGAGUACGAUGAAUGCAAGCUACAGAUCCGCUUGCUAGACGGGACGCAACUCACACAGUCCUUCAAGAGCAGGGAGCAGCUGGCUUCCGUCAGGCUGUACGUGCAGCUCCAACAGCAGGAAGACACCGACAACUUCAACCUCAUGACGUCCUUCCCCCGCAAAGUCUUCUCUGAAGAGGACAUGGAGAAGCCCCUUCAGGAGUUAGGUCUGGUACCUUCUGCGGUCCUGAUUGUCUGCAAGAAGUGAACACAGCGGGCGGGGGAACCUCCUUCACCACCGCACUAACUUGGCGCCGUAAAAAAAAUAAAAUGCCUUGGAGCGACGGGGAGAGCGUAGCCAGAGUCACUUGCCUGAACGUACACAGUGCCUACAAGUGUGUGCACACCUGCCAUCUCCAGGGCUUUAUCCGUGCACGGCCUGCCUGCCUUUAACUAAAGACUUGUUUGUCUCAAGAUAAAAAGCGAAAUAAAAAGUGUAAACAUUUUUUAAAUAA
Molecule: messenger RNA, 1473 nt
Organism: Amblyraja radiata (thorny skate)
Lineage: Eukaryota; Metazoa; Chordata; Chondrichthyes; Rajiformes; Rajidae
Gene: ubxn1
Product: UBX domain protein 1
Exons: 10
Coding region: 318-1226 (302 amino acids)
Biological process (GO): negative regulation of proteasomal ubiquitin-dependent protein catabolic process; negative regulation of protein K48-linked deubiquitination; negative regulation of protein ubiquitination
Cellular component (GO): nucleus; cytoplasm
Molecular function (GO): K48-linked polyubiquitin modification-dependent protein binding
Source: RefSeq, a predicted model, not a curated record